AUGCCUCAGGUUCGCCGUAUUGCUCAGAUCGUCCACCUCAAGCCAUCUGCCGUGGUAGCAUACAAGGAAUGCCAUGCCAAUGUCUGGCCUGAAGUCUUGCAGCAGAUCAAGGACUGUAACAUCAUAGACUAUUCCAUUUUCUUCGACAAUGAGCGCACUCUAUUCGCUACCUUCAAAUAUGUUGGCACGGACUUUGAUGGCGACAUGGAGAAGAUGCGGGCGAACCCUAAGGUUCGAGAGUGGUGGGCCAUGACUGAUGGCAUGCAGGAGAGCCCUAUCCCUGGCGCUAUCGGUAGUGCCGAGGGUCCUGGUUGGUGGAAGGUGCUGGACGAGGUCUUCUACACCGAGUAA
Messenger RNA from Penicillium cataractarum, 351 nucleotides. RefSeq names its product L-rhamnose mutarotase. The record is from RefSeq and is a predicted model, not a curated record. NCBI's taxonomy places the organism in Eukaryota, Fungi, Ascomycota, Eurotiomycetes, Eurotiales, Aspergillaceae. The coding region runs from base 1 to 351 and encodes 116 amino acids. Gene Ontology annotation, molecular function: racemase and epimerase activity, acting on carbohydrates and derivatives. The transcript has 3 exons.